AGAUCCGACCUCCACGCUUCGUCCACGAUGACAUAGUUAAGGGGAGGGAGUCGUAGGCAGUUUGACCUCGUAAAUAAAAGGGCCGUUCGUAGUGGUGACACCAUCAAACCAGCCAUCAAACCAACCAUCCUACUAUAUAACAGCAACAACAUCUCACCACCAAUCACCCUACUGCACGACCCCAUGGCCUCACCCAAGAAAGACUUCCACGUCGCCAUCAUCGGCGGCGGCAUCGCGGGCGUAACGCUCGCCAUCGCCCUGCACCACCGCAACAUCUCCGUGACCAUCUACGAGCAAGCGCACGCGUUCUCCGAAGUAGGCGCGGGCGUCUCAUUCAGCCCCAACGCAGUGCAAGCGAUGAAUUACUGCCACGACGGGAUCUACAGCGCAUUCGAGAAAGUCUGCACGCGCAACCUGUGGUCAAGCAAGCAGAAGGUGUGGUUCGACUACCUGGACGGCUACAACAAGGGGCCGAACGAGGCCCACGGCGACCGCCGGCAGGACAUCGAGUUCACCAUCACCAACAGCCUGGGUCAGAAUGGAGUGCACCGCGCGCACUUCCUGGACGAGCUGAUCAAGCUGGUGCCCAAGGAGAUCUGCCGGUUCCACCGCCGGCUGGAGGACGUCCAGGAGCGCAUCCGCGACGGCAAGCUGAUCCUGAAGUUCGCCGACGGGUCCGAGGAAGAGGCCGACGUGGUGAUCGGCUGCGACGGUAUCAAAUCGCAGGUGCGCCAGAUCAUCCUGGGCGCUGACCACCCGGCCGCGAAGCCCUCGUAUACGCAUAAGUACGCCUACCGCGGCCUGGUGCCGAUGGAGAAGGCCGUCGCGGCCAUCGGCGAGGAGCUGGCCUCCAACUCGUGCAUGCAUAUGGGCCCAGGAGGCCACAUGCUCACCUUUCCCGUCAACGGCGGCAAAACGCUAAACAUCGUCGCCUUCCACACCAACCCAGACGACUGGGCCGACUACCCGCGGCUGACGCGCGAAAGCACGCGCGAGGAAGCCCUGCGCGAUUUCGAAGGCUACGGACCGAACGUGAUCAAUCUGUUGAAGCUGACCGAGUCCGACCUCAGCGUGUGGGCAAUCUUCGACCUAAACGACCACCCAGUCCCAACCUACCACAAAGGCCGCGUAGCGAUCUCGGGCGACGCGGCGCACGCCACCUCCCCGCACCACGGCGCGGGUGCGGGCUUCUGCAUCGAGGACACGGCGGUGCUGGCCAGCUUGCUGCAGGACGAGCGCGUGCAAUCCCACCGUGAUCUCGAGGCGGUGCUGGCGGCGUUUGACGCCAGUCGGCGCGAGCGGUCGCAGUGGUUGGUGCGGAGCUCGCGGUUUAUCGGGGAUUGCUAUGAGUGGCGGGCAGAGGGGGUGGGGAGGGAUUUCGGGAAGAUCGAGGAGGAGAUCGUGCGCCGGAAUGCGGUGAUUGCUGAUUUGGAUAUUCCGCGGAUGGUGGAGGAGGCGAGGCAGGAGUUGGGGAGGAGGUUGGGGGGUGGGGAGAGGGCUUCGCUUUGA
This is a messenger RNA of Aspergillus homomorphus CBS 101889, 1509 nucleotides long. Its product is annotated as FAD-dependent oxidoreductase. Gene Ontology annotation, molecular function: FAD binding. Lineage: Eukaryota; Fungi; Ascomycota; Eurotiomycetes; Eurotiales; Aspergillaceae. The coding region runs from base 184 to 1509 and encodes 441 amino acids. The record is from RefSeq and is a predicted model, not a curated record. The transcript is spliced from 3 exons. Gene Ontology annotation, biological process: secondary metabolite biosynthetic process.